This is a messenger RNA of Contarinia nasturtii (swede midge), 2268 nucleotides long. RefSeq names its product exocyst complex component 7 (gene Exo70). The transcript is spliced from 2 exons. NCBI's taxonomy places the organism in Eukaryota, Metazoa, Arthropoda, Insecta, Diptera, Cecidomyiidae. The coding region runs from base 104 to 2224 and encodes 706 amino acids. Gene Ontology annotation, cellular component: exocyst. Gene Ontology annotation, molecular function: phosphatidylinositol-4,5-bisphosphate binding. The record is from RefSeq and is a predicted model, not a curated record. Gene Ontology annotation, biological process: exocytosis.
AAAAGAAAAAGCUCAUAUUCCGUGUGCAAUUGAAAUUUUUGAAAUCAAGUGGAAUUUAUGUGAAAUCCACUGAUAAAUUCAGUUUUUUGUUCGUUUAAACGCGAUGAAUUUAGAAAAUCCCACACAAAUCGAAUCGAAAUUGGAACAAGAGAGUGGUAAUUUAUCACAAUUAAAAGAUCAUGUAGAUAAAUACCAUGAUUUGUCCACAUCAAUGUCAACAAUUCUGACAAAAUUUGAACAACGCUUGGGAAAAUUGGAGCAAACAAUAUUGCCCGUAUACAAUCAAACGGAGCAUUUACAGAAGCGUCAAAAGAAUUUACAGUCCACACUACAGUGCCUGGAAAAUGUACUAUCGCACUACGAAGCAUCACAAGAGCAAUGUAAUUUAAUUCAUUUGGGCCCAUCCGAAGGUGAUGUUGCCGAUUUUCUUACUGGUUUGGAUAAAUUGAAACGGGCCAAGGACUACUUUCUCAAUUACAAUCCGCAAAGUGUUGAAUUGGAAAAUGUAACGAGUCUCUUCAAUACCGGGUGCACAACGUUGGAAAAUCAUUACAAAGCAUUGCUGAAAAAGUACAGUACGGUUUUAAAACCGGUUGAUUUGCUUGAUUUGAUUUACAUCGAAGAGGAUUCAUCAAAUGAAGAUUGUACAUCAAUUAAGCAAAUGACACAAAGUACACGCGAAGAGCUAAACACCAUAUCAAAUUGGUUGGAAUAUAAUUUACGACGCGACUAUAUUGAUAUUUAUGCAGCCGAACGGUCACAAGUUGUAUUUCGUUCGUUGCAAUUGCUAAAAGAUCAUCAACGCACCGGAAGUUGGGAGAAUGAAUCAUCACGUACACGGGGUACAUAUGCUACGGGUCCGGUGAAAGUGGAACAAACACGAAAAACCACAUCAACACGUAUACAACAUUUACUCGAGCGUAAAGCGAACAAAAUGCUAAUGAAAGCAUCACAAACACUCGAACAAUCCACUGGAAUUUCAUUAAAAAAAUCCACAAACACUGAUCAUAAUGCUCAUGUUGAUAUAAUUGGCGAUCGUGAUCAGGAAUUGGACAAAUAUUUGGUGUUAUUAUUGGGUUUGCAGCGACUUUUUAUAUGGGAGCGCACAUUAAUGGCUGAAGUCAUCCCGAAAACACGGCAUAACGAUUUAUUCUCCAGAUUGGCACAAAGUUCAAUUGAAAUGGUGGUUAAAGAUGCCGAAGGUAUUACGGGCAAAGCAAUGCGAAAUAUUCAACGUAAACGAUGGUCUUCAUCGUUGGAAAUUUUCUCGGCUCUACGUCAUUUUCAAUUGCUACAGCCGGACAUUGAACGUGCAUGCGAUGUGAAUCAACGCCAACAAAUCAAUUUAAUUCUGCUGAAAUUGCAACAAACUGGUAUAAAAGCGUUGGAUCAAUUUUUGGAAUUUGUUAAAAGUGAUUCUGGUUCGAAUUUGGUUGGCAUGAGUGCAAGCACAUUAUCUUCAAAUGUUCCAAAAGAUGCCACCGUUCAUGAAUUAACGUCAAAUGCAAUUUGGUAUUUGGAACAUUUACUCGAGCAUUGUGGUGUUAUUUCCGAUUUAUUAUGCCAAGAUUCGUUCUAUGUUCAACAAUUGGAUUCAUUGUGUACGAACAAAUCGGUGUCGACAGAUGCACGCGUCAAAAUAUUUGUUGGUUUGUAUGUGAAACGAGUACUUUCCGAAUUGAAUUUGACAAUUGUAUCGAAAUGCGAACAAUAUGGAGACUAUGCCACCCGUCAACUGUUCCGUUUGAAUAACAUUCAUUACAUUUUAAAAUCAUUACAACGAUCAAAUGUGCUUGAACUAUUGCUGAUGACCGAACCAGAGUGUGAACGAAAUUAUAUGGAAUUGAUACAAGAGCUUCAUGGUUCAUAUCAACGAUCAUGGGCACGAUUGAUAUCGAUGAUUUCGCCGUUGGAAGAUCUACCCAGACCGGUCAAUGGACGCGUUAAAGACAAAGAACGAUCUAUUUUGAAAGAACGAUUUUCUGGUUUCAAUAAAGAACUUGAGGAGGCAUGUAAGAUUCAACGAGCCAUUUCAGUGCCCGAUGUCAUUUUACGCGAAGGCUUAAAACGUGACAAUUCAGAGAAUAUCAUUCCACAAUACAAUGCCUUCUUUGAGUCGUACGCUGAUGUUCAAUUUAGCAAAAAUCCCGAAAAAUACGUUAAAUAUAAACCUCAAGAUGUUUCAGCGAUGCUCGGUAAUUUAUUCGAUGACAGUUUUCAAUAAAAUCAAAGUAUAAUUUAAAAAAAUAAAUGAAUAAAAAUUAACUC